Molecule: messenger RNA, 255 nt
Organism: Lactuca virosa
Lineage: Eukaryota; Viridiplantae; Streptophyta; Magnoliopsida; Asterales; Asteraceae
Source: the annotation of a GenBank genome assembly
AUGAUAAAGUCAUCGCAAACAAGCAAGACAUGUUCAAUCAUUCAAAACUCCCAACCUUGCAACAGAAAACCAACAAAGAGCUCAGAUCUCAGGUCAAUGAUUCAGAGGCUACGGAAACCGACCGGCCUGGCUCACGCUCAGGCUUCGCAGCGACGUGGGAGGCAGGGAACUGUCACCGGUGCUGAAAUGAAAAGUAAGGUUGGGACAAGAUCGGUGGAUUGGGUAUGGAUCUUCGAAGCAAAUAACAACCUGUAG